AUGUCUCUUCAACAACAACCAACGACCAAUAAUAUACUUGUUCUCGGAAUGACUCGUCGUAUUCUCAUGUUCUCAAUGUGUCUAGUUGCUGCAACCAUUCUCAUUCUCUUCUUCCUUCCUUCCAACAUUGAAAGUCAAACCUUGUCUUCGUCUUCAACUGUUUCUGCUCCUUCUCCUCGUAAUCAUACCAAAGACACUUCUUCAGUGAGUUUGGAUCCUCUCGAACAAGAUUUACAACAACAACAUCUCCAUGAACGAUAUAUGCAAACGUUUUGGAUUCAUCGAGAACAUUAUAAAUUUAAUUCAGCAGUUUUGUUUGAGACUGUGACUUGGUGGUUGAUGAUUGUGAUGGGAGUGGUGUAUGUGGCUAUGGAAGGACCAAAAACAUUGUCGUGGUUGGGUUUGAAUGGAAAGAAGAAGAAGGAACAGGAACCAUUGAAGGAAAAGUCUCAUUGA
Naegleria lovaniensis is the source of this 456-nucleotide messenger RNA. RefSeq lists its product as uncharacterized. Lineage: Eukaryota; Heterolobosea; Eutetramitea; Acrasida; Naegleriidae. The record is from RefSeq and is a predicted model, not a curated record. Bases 1 to 456 code for a protein of 151 amino acids. The transcript has a single exon.